AUGGACAGUUCCCCUGACGAUCGGGCCGAGUUUGCUGUCCUCCAACUCGGGUUUAUGAACUUCGUCGUAGCUCCCUUGUGGAACGCCAUGGCUGACAUGUGGCCUGCCUUGGAGCCUCGGAGGAAGCAACUUGCUGAAAACGUCGAGUACUUCAAGAAGUUGCGGGAAUCUGCCAAGAUGGAAGAGGAUUGCCCUGCUGAAUGA
Perkinsus marinus ATCC 50983 is the source of this 204-nucleotide messenger RNA. RefSeq lists its product as hypothetical. Gene Ontology annotation, biological process: signal transduction. The coding region runs from base 1 to 204 and encodes 67 amino acids. Gene Ontology annotation, molecular function: 3',5'-cyclic-nucleotide phosphodiesterase activity. Lineage: Eukaryota; Perkinsozoa; Perkinsida; Perkinsidae. The transcript has a single exon. The record is from RefSeq and is a predicted model, not a curated record.